Prorocentrum cordatum is the source of this 434-nucleotide messenger RNA. The record is from the annotation of a GenBank genome assembly. NCBI's taxonomy places the organism in Eukaryota, Dinophyceae, Prorocentrales, Prorocentraceae.
GCGGCGCAGGCCUCGCGGCCGCAGUGGACGGCUUAGCGCUGAUGCGGGCGACGCCAACGGCGGCGACGGCGGCGACGCGGCUACCCGCACGCUGCGAGGGGCGGGCCCCAGGCGCGGCUACCCGCACGCCGCAGGGCGGGCCCCUGCGGGGUGCGGCGGUUGGCGGCGACGGCGCAGGAGGCGCGGGCUCCGGCAUUGACGUGGACCUGCUGGCUGGCGGCCUCCCCCUGCGCGACUCGGCGCCCGCGCUUGCGGAGCUGUCGCCGCCAUACCUUCGUCUGCCUCCGAUCUCGACGUUCGCUGACGAGCUCCGCGUCAAGGCCCCCUCGGGGCCUGCUGCUGUUGCUGCCGCGGGCGUGGUGGCGUCGGUGGGCGGGGUGAUCGCGGCCUCGGCGGUCAAGAUCGGGCCGCACGGCGACCUCUGGGAGCUCGAC